Pelagomonas calceolata is the source of this 746-nucleotide messenger RNA. Lineage: Eukaryota; Pelagophyceae; Pelagomonadales; Pelagomonadaceae. The record is from the annotation of a GenBank genome assembly.
CGGAAACUUACAGGGGUAUCUGGCGACCGGCGGACAAACGGGCUGUAUCUACGAGGCCUCCAUGUCCAUGUGCGCGCGGCCGCGGCCGCGGCGACCCCCGCGUCCGCCCUUCUUGCGAUCGCGGCCGCCGCGCCCCCGGCCGCGGCCGAGACCGGCGAGCGCCGUGCCGAAGAGGCCCUCGCGGACGUUGCCUGUCGGCGCCGCGCCGCCGCCGCGAGUGCCCGGCCGCGCCGUCGCCAGGCGGACCUCGAGCGCCCGACCGUCGAGCGUCUCGCCGUCGUAGCGCGUCCUCGCGGCCUGGGCCUCGCGCGGAUUGGCAAAGGUUAUCGUCGCGCGGCCGAGGGACCGUCCGGACGCGUCGAGCGCCAUCCGACAUGCUUUAAUUGUUCCGCAGGCCUCGAAAAGCCGGCGGAGCUCGGACUCGAGGACGUCGUACGGCACGUUUCGCACCUCGACCGUCUUCGCGCCGUCCGCGUUUCCGAGGCGGUCGAAGAUCGAGCCGCGCGCGUCGCGGGGCCGCUUGCCCGCGGUUUUCUUGCGGACCACGGUCUUCUUUCCGCCCCUGGCCGCCGCUCGCCGCGGCUUGGCCUUGGCCGGCUUCUGCGCCGGCUUCGCCCGCCGCUUGAUGAUGUCCUCCAGCGAGAGGUCGAGGGCGCUCAUCGCGAUAGCUGAAUGCACCGCAAAGAUACAAAGCUAAGAUAAAUUCAGCUGCUGCUGGACGCUUACGCAACCCGCACAAUUCAAGG